Sorghum bicolor (sorghum) is the source of this 6096-nucleotide messenger RNA. Its product is annotated as subtilisin-like protease SBT1.8. The transcript is spliced from 3 exons. The coding region runs from base 3410 to 5587 and encodes 725 amino acids. Gene Ontology annotation, biological process: proteolysis. Gene Ontology annotation, molecular function: serine-type endopeptidase activity. The record is from RefSeq and is a predicted model, not a curated record. Lineage: Eukaryota; Viridiplantae; Streptophyta; Magnoliopsida; Poales; Poaceae.
AAAGACUGGUUCUAAAAAAAAUAAAAAAGUCUUUGCCGAGAGCCUGGUUGGCUGGCUCUCGGCAAAGACGACGUUAACAUUGACGUUCUUCGACGGCGCCGUGGGCUUUGCCGAGGGCUUUUGGGCCUUUGCCGAGGGUUUCCGACUCUCGGCAAAGAAGGCAAAUCCAGUAGUGCCAGGAAGUGCAUUAUUGGCUACCAACAAGAUCCAGACAAAGUUUUUUUUUUUUUUAAAAAAAAAAAACAAGAUCCAGGCAAAGGGUAUUUGGUCAGGAGGAAUGUGGACUGGAUUUGCCGGCACACGAAAAUGAGGACGGCGGAGGCAGCGGCGAGCCCCUGACGGAACUCGGACCUCAGGCAGAAACACUUGGAUCGGGCACUGAAGACCAAACGAACGGAAUCGUAGAUGAGAUGCAUUUGGGCUGAACACAGAGCACAAGGUGAGUUUGGACGGGUCAGGCCCAAGUGGGACUCAGGAGAAAAAUAAUUAAUAAACUAUUUAGUUCAUUAGCUUGAUUGCUUUGAGAUCAGUGCAAUUUUUAGAAAAGAGGAGUACCGGAGCAGUUCUUCUACAAUAUAUUGUGCACAUUCAUAUUUUUCAAAUUUGUGUCAGCAACACAAAGGCCCUAUGAAUUGCGAAUCACCAAUACUCUGUUAGAGUAUUUGUUAUAUGCCAAAUAACAUUUAUUACUCCAUCAUCAUUCCAUUAGUGUGUUAGAGGACAAUGAGGAGUUUGUAGCCAAACCGCCCUUCUAUUUUCCUUUAACACAACCAUAGGAUAAAAAUAGGCUUGAGUGAUUGCAUUAUUAUAAUCAUAAAUUAUAUGAACUGAAAUUUAAUUUCUUUUUCUGAAUUCUAGUAUUACACUCCAUGCAGUGUAGGUGUGUGCGCAUAGUGCAUACUCUAGCUGGACUGAUUGCAAAUAAUUGUGUUGAACCAAUGAAACUAAGUAGUAUAUGACUACACAGUUUACUUAUUCUCUCAUAGGUUGGAAAAUUCGGUGGAUUUCACUAGGUUUGUCCAAAACAAGACAAAACUGUUCUUUUCAUGAAAGAAAGGAUUUACAAAGAUAAAGCUGGACUUAAAGAUUUUGGUUGUGGAGGCUUCUUGACAAUCGGUGCAAGUGGCCAGGGACAUUUUUCGUGGUACAUGGCUGGCCCCAUCUACUCUACAGAUUGAUAUCUACUAGAGUGUGUCAUUUUGUUGUUUUGUUGGCUGUAUAUAUACUUCUUGUUAGACACUGUAUCAACUCGAUGUGUUGUCCUUGGAGUUUUUAAUAAAAUCUUCCAUUUCAAAAAAAAUGUUUAGCAAUCACGUGCCUUUUGUUGGAUUCUAAUUCUGAUAUUAGUGAAAAACUGAAGGCACCGGAGACAGGGGGGCAGGGUCCCCCCUAACGUUGCACAAAUUUUCAUUAGUACAUCUCAUUAUUUCACAUUAGUUACUGGAAAUUAAGUAAAGAAACCUUCCCUGCCAAUUCUAAAUUGCUUUUCUCAAAUAAAGUAAAUACGAUGUGUUUAGUUUACCUAUGAACAACCUUUUUAUCUUGAAUAUAUAUAGACAUUUAGCAUUUUUUAAAGAAUAAAAAGAUUAAAACAUCUCUAAGAGUAGGUGUAGUUUACUUACUAAAAUAAUAGAUCUAUCUAGCAAGUUAGUAUAUAGAAGAAACAGUAACCAUCAAUUAUAACUCCUAAAAGAUUUUGCACUGGGAACCCAAAACUAUUUCUAAUGAACCAAACCUUUUUAGUAGUUUUUUUGCUUCUUACUAUUUUCUCAUCUAAAAUUAUUUACUUACACGUUGUUUUCUCAUCUCUGGAAGCACAUACGGAGUUUCUCUCAACUGCAGAAACUUACGAGUUGAAGAGGAUAUUUGGCAACUUUUUAGUUUUAAAGAGCUCUUUAUACUGAAUAGUUGGAGGGCACUUUUUCCCCUUUUAGCUAAAAAUAAAAAAUAUAGUGAGUUGUUUUACAGAAGUUAGAUGUUCUAAAGAUGAUUUGUUAUUAUUUUUUAAGCUAACAUCAAAAUCGAUAAUUUUUAAACCUACAUCAAAAUUUGAUAAUAACAUCAUAUAUUUUUUGUGGACACUCGGUGACUCCCCCCCCCCCAAACCCCAUAUCUAAGUCCUGGCUCUGCCCCUGGGCACCAGCAGCAAUAUAGGCUUUGAAUGAUCCGUUUGUUAUUGAUAUUUAUUUAACAUUUACUACCAAGCGACAUUUCAGAGUUACUAUCUUAUUCAUAUGCAUAAUAAUCUCGAGACAUGUUCUGAUAUGAGAAAUAGAUCAACAUUUACUAUUUGUUUUAUGGAUAAUUACUCACGUAUAUGGUGGUUAUAAGUGCAUGGGGAAUCAGAUUGUAGCUUCCCAUGCCUUGUGUAGUGGUCUCUCAAACCUCUUUUCUAUAUAUAAAACAGCAGGCAAGGGAGCAGAAACCAGUAGUGUUUCUAAUACUCUAGAUGCUCUGAUGUAGUAGUGACCUAGCUUGCUGGGGAAUUAUGUUUAGGAGUAGGAAGCAUCAGGAGCAGCUGCAUUACUUUGGCACCUCUGCUCUCCAAGAGAGAAACAUCCCGUGUGUGCUUCGAUGAGAUCACAAGAGCCACAAGCUCUCCUGUACUUGCAGCGAAAUGUGGUGGAUGGAUCAGUGCAUGCCCAUCGCAGCGUCAGGGUGGCCAUGCGUGUGGGUCACUUGGUGCAUGCACUCUGCGGUGGAUCAUUCGCACUCGAAGAGGCUGCCAAAUUGGUCUGGAUAUAUAGUGGAACGGGACUGUGGAUAAUCAAGCCCUGUUACCAUUCCGGUGCAGCUCAUGUGCUGCAGCAAAAAGCAGUGAACAGACUAUACAGAUGUAAAUAGCACGAUACUGGGAACAUUUAUAUAGAAUUACAACUGCUGGCUGUGGGCAGAACUUAUUCACCAGUUCUAUCCUGUAAAGGAACAUCAUCUGCUCUCAGCUACCGAGACCUAGCUACUCAAGGAGUUCAACUCAAAAGCCCAAGUAAUUUGGGGGCAUACUGCUCUGUUCAGAAAAAUCUAUUUAAAACAAAAAUUGGGGCAUGGUAUACAAGAAUUGAGAUUUUUCUAACAGAAUCAUGUGGCUCUGUCUGCUAAGGUAUCAUGUGCCAACCUGUGUGAGGAAGAUGCAGACAUGAAACUCUUAAGCCUAAUAGUGGCAGUUUCUUCGUAGCCUCAUUUUCUUUUAAUAGGUUGUAACACAAUUAUUUUUUAAAAUAUGUAACAACGUUUUUAAGAUGUGUGACACCACCCUCCUCUCCCCUGUGUCUCACCGCUGCCCAAGCGGUCGCCAGACACACCCGAGCAACAGCGAGGAAGGCGGUGAACGUUGGUGGCUCCUCCUACGGCUGUCCAGGAUCAAGGAUCAUUCAUUUUACUUUCCACAUUGUUCUCUGAAAUAAAGCAAAUGCUGCUCCUAUUUACCAGCACAGUUGGCCUGCUACCACACACCCAUCAAGCCAUCACCCAAGGAAAUUGUGAAAGAUCUGGCCUCUGCACGUAUAUUGUACGUGUGAGCCCUCCUCCAAGUAUUUCCAUGGAUAUGAGCCCCACGAACCUUGAAAGCUGGUAUAGAUCAUUCCUCCCCCCGCAUAUGGAAAGAUCGCCUCGAUCAGCAUCACCAUUCAUUCACACCUAUAAAGAAGCCAUUUUCGGUUUCGCUAUAGACCUCACAAAUGAUGAGGCAGAGUAUGUCAAGAGCAAAGAUGGGGUCCUUAUGAUGUACAAAGACACCCUUCUUCCGCUCUUGACAACCCACACACCUGAUUUCCUAAGCCUUCGACCAAAUGGAGGGGCUUGGGAUAGCUUAGGCAUGGGCGAGGGAAGCAUCAUUGGUCUCCUAGAUACGGGGAUAGAUUAUGCACACAGCUCUUUCGGUGACGACGGCAUGUCCACGCCUCCUUCUAAAUGGCGUGGAUCCUGCCACUUUGACAGUGGUCACUGCAACAAGAAGCUUAUUGGCGCAAGGUCAUUGAUUGGUGGCCCAAAUAAUACUGAGGUUCCAUUGGAUGAUGUUGGCCAUGGAACACACACUGCUAGCACGGCCGCUGGCAUGUUCGUGCAAGGUGCAAGUGUGCUUGGUAGCGGCAAUGGUACUGCAGCUGGCAUGGCCCCUCGUGCACACCUAGCCAUGUACAAGGUGUGCAGCGAGCAGGGCUGCUAUGGGUCAGACAUUCUUGCCGGACUUGAUGCUGCUAUCGCCGAUGGUGUUGAUAUCUUGUCCAUAUCACUCGGCGGUCGUCCACAGCCCUUCCAUGAAGAUAUUAUUGCCAUUGGAACCUUUUCUGCUAUGAAGAAAGGCAUAUUUGUGAGUUGUUCUGCUGGAAAUUCUGGUCCUCUGACUGGCACACUAAGCAAUGAAGAGCCAUGGGUCUUGACAGUAGGUGCCAGCACAAUGGACCGGCAAAUGGAAGCCAUUGUGAAGCUUGGCGAUGGGCGCGCCUUUGUUGGUGAGUCGGCCUACCAACCAUCUAGUCUUGGCCCUUUGCCCCUGAUGUUUCAAUCUGCUGGAAACAUCACGGGGAAUGUUGUUGCUUGUGAGCUUGAAGGCUCUGAGAUCGAAAUUGGACAAUCUGUCAAGGAUGGCGGUGGUGCUGGGGUGAUAUUACUGGGAGCUGAGGAUGGUGGCCACACAACUAUUGCUGCAGCUCAUGUCCUACCAGCAUCAUUUCUGAACUCUCAAGAUGCUGCUGCCGUCAGAGAGUACAUCAAGACAUCCAGCAAGCCGACUGCCUCCAUCAUUUUCAAUGGCACGUCACUGGGAACCACUCCAGCUCCUGUGGUUGCUUACUUCUCGUCUAGGGGGCCAAGUACUGCAAGCCCUGGCAUUCUGAAGCCAGACGUCAUUGGACCCGGUGUGAAUGUCAUUGCAGCAUGGCCGUUCAAAGUCGGACCAAAUACUGCCGGUGCCGGCCCUGAACAUGAUACAACUUUCAACUCCAUCUCUGGAACAUCAAUGUCUGCACCUCACCUUAGUGGUAUUGCAGCUAUUCUCAAGAGUGCACAUCCAGAUUGGUCACCUGCGGUGAUCAAGUCGGCAAUCAUGACGACAGCCUAUGUCGCGUAUGGUAACAGCCAGCCAAUCCUUGAUGAGAAACUCAAUCCAGCGAGUCAUUUCAGUAUUGGGGCCGGACAUGUUAACCCUGCCCAAGCUAUCAGCCCAGGCUUAGUGUACGAUACCGACGUGGAGCAGUACAUCAUGUAUCUCUGUGGCCUAGGCUACACAGAUUCUCAGGUGGAGACAAUCACGGAUCAGAAGGAUGCUUGUAACAAAGGAAGAAAACUAGCUGAAGCAGAGCUGAACUACCCUUCGAUUGCAACAAGGGCGAGUGCAGGAAAACUUGUCGUGAAUCGGACAGUUACAAAUGUUGGAGAUGCAAUGUCGUCUUACACCAUUGAGAUUGACAUGCCAAAGGAAGUUGAGGCCACAGUGUCACCAACAAAGCUAGAGUUCACCAAGCUCAAGGAGAACAAAACGUUUACUGUAAGCUUAAGCUGGAAUGCUAGCAAAACUAAGCAUGCACAGGGAAGUUUCAAGUGGGUCUCUAGCAAGCAUGUGGUCAGGAGCCCCAUUGUAAUAUUCUAAUGUAAGAUCAUCAAGGGAGGACUAGCUUGCGUGAUGAGAAUCUGCUACUUGUUAUAAUAACAACUUAUCAGUCCAUCCUGAAAUAUCUGUAUUAUUCCUCUAUGCUCUGCUUCAAUCACAUAAUAUUGUGCAUCUGGUUGCUUGUAACAGCACACUGAAUAAUAAUAAUUGUUUAAAAAUUGAUGUCUCAGUGAACACAAAAUUGAUGUUAAAAUAUUCCGGAGAACUAAUACAUCUCUAACGGACCAACUGGCAUCUACCGCAUUGAGGAGCGAAAUUAAGAGUUAGGCCGUGUGGACGGUGGUCCUAGUCAAAGCAAAGAAAAAACUAUAGCAUUCAUUGCUCCUUUGACCAUCAACCUUCUUGUUGGUAGUGAGCAAGACUAAUAAUUUAGCCAACAGGUACUAGCUACCCAUUCAUUGCCCCCUUUGACCACCAACCUUCUCGUUGGUAGCAAGCAAGGCUAAUAAUUUAGCCGGCUCCUAGCUAUAAUUCCAUUCAUUGCUCUU